Messenger RNA from Cinara cedri, 7343 nucleotides. Lineage: Eukaryota; Metazoa; Arthropoda; Insecta; Hemiptera; Aphididae. The record is from the annotation of a GenBank genome assembly.
GUACGCGAAAACGGUUGAAUUUUCCGUUGUGAAUAUUACACAUUUUAUACGCGAAAUUUAAUAAUAAUAUUAUAAUGAUUAUCGAUACGCAGCUCGACGUAGCCCAACGGGAGUUCGUGACUAAACUGGAUUACUAUCUGCCCGACGACCAAAUUGACGAGAAUGUCACAAUGCUCGUGGAAUGGAUAUCUAAACAGCCGCACUUGCCCAAAAUUACAGGUAAGCCGAGAGCACAACGAUCCGGAAAUUAUCGGUUUUCUCGGGCUUUAUUAAAAUAAUAUUAAAAGCGGUUCUAUACUAGAUAAAAGUGGUGCUAUACUAGACGAUCCAUCAAUUACAAACCGGCGAUUUUCUGUUGAGGGUGCACUCGAUUUUCAUAUUUUUUUAACAAACCACGCGGGAAUCAUUAAAGCGUAUUAUAUUUUAUUUUAACAUUAUUUUCAUUAAUUUUCAUUUAUUUUAGAUUCGGAGUGUAGCGAGGGAUCUAUUGGUUUUACUAUGAUGCGUGAUUUUUUUCUUCUAUUCGAGAACAAUUUUUCUACCAAUAAUCUUACUCCGAAAUAUCAAGUAUAGCAUCUUUUUCUGAAAAGAAAUUUCGUCUAGACGGAACAUAGAAGAGAUCGCUUUUUGAUUUUUAAGAAUCGUACACAAAAUAAUUGUGAAAUAACCGGAAAGAAAAUUAUAGAUCAAAGGUAAAUUUUUACGGCGGCGCGGCGCUGACGUUAUCGUUUUCAUUGUUUUUAAUAGCCACUGACAAAGAUAGUCGUUUUUUAAUGUCUAAAAUACUUUUCAUAAUAAUUGGGAUAAACCAAAGAAGAAGAAAAAUACGAUUUGUGUCAAAUUACGACAUAACGAUUUCGUUAUUUAAAAAUUCAGAUUCUGAACAGAGCGAGAAAUUUAUUAGUUUUACAAUGAUGUUUUUUUUUUAAAUUUUUUUAUACUGUUUACAAUGAUUCUCCCAGCAACUUUAUAUUUGCCUUUUACAUACGUGGUAAAAUUUUCAAAAUAUUGAGCCAUUUUUGAGCUUUUAUGGACAUAUCAAUUUUGCUAGUGUUUUUUCUGUAAUAUUUAUUUGGUAAGUAAGUACUCUGUAAAUAAAAUUGUUAGACCAAACAGAAAUGCUUGAAAAUUUAAGAUUAAAUUAUCAGUUAUACUUAAUGGCCAAUACGAAAAAGUUGAGUUUUAUGUACUUAGUAUUUUUUUUUUUUUUUUGACAAUUUUAAUACCAAAUUUUGAUGAAAAUCAUAAAUCUUUUCAACUGCUCACCUACAACAGUAGCCCAUUCGUCAUGCAAAGUGUGUUCGUAUUUUUAUAGCUUAAAUUUUCUAUUAUAAAUAUUUAUCCAAUAAAUAUAAUUUGAUUGAAAAAAAAAAAACAAAAAACCACAAUUGACUUUUUUUUUUUUUUUGUUGUAUUUUAAAUUUAGUUCGUUAAUAAGUAAUUCGUUUUUUUGGUAGUUUUUGUAAGAGACUUGAUGAAUAUUAUGAAGAGAAUGGGUCUAAGAUGACCACCUUGGGGUACAUCAAAUGGUAUGAUGGUGGGAUCGGGGAAGAAACUGUUAAUAGAGGUAAGUUGUCUCGUGAGGUAACGUACAACACUGGCUAAAACGUAGGGAGAUUACUAAUACUAAUAUUAUCUAGGGAUAGAUACAUAAAAAAGUCAUGGUCAACCUAUUGAACAUCCAUUGUAAAACAAACGGGCGGAGAUGCUAUCUGGUCAGCUGGAAUAAUUGUUUUUAUAAUAAAUCAAAUGAGAAGAGCGCAUCAUCGCAUGAAAAAUAACAAUUACAAGUUUAUCAUGACAGUUGUUAACAUGGUUUGUGAAGGCUUUUACUUAAUUUUUACUUAAAAUGUGUAUACAAUUUUGAUUUUAAAAUAGGAUCCCCCUACUUUUUAAACACAGUUAAUAACUCAGACAUGAAAAGUAAGGAAUGACUAUCACUUUUUCAAAUUUAGGUAAUAAUAGCAGAAUCAAAAAUAGCCAGACGAAAAAAAAAGCGAUGGAAAAAUUGAACAUUUUUUCCGUGGACAUAUUUUCAUCCAUUACAGGAGUAUUUAAUUAUUUUAAAUUAUAUUCUUAUUGUGAUUUUAAUAUUAUUUAUUACGGUUAAAGUGGUCAUAUUAUAAAUAAUAAUUGGCUAAUGAUUUGGCCACUAGGUACUAAAACCCGUUUAAAAGAGAGAAAAGUUCACAUUUGAAAAUCAAAAAUGUAAACUAUAGUUUAAAGUGUAAGGAGUAAGAGUUAGAAUUUAAAAAAAAAAAACAAUUUAAACAAAUUCAUAUAAUGACUUAAAAAUAGGCUUUUAAAUUAUAUACGAAAAACAAAAAUAAAAACGAUAUCAUUUGCGAGAGAAUUGUGAUAUUCGGAAUUCCAAAGUAAUAGUUGAAAAAUCUCAGAAAGAAUAUUAAAUUGUAAAUGGUGUCAAUGCAAAGAAGACGAAAGCGAAUUUGACCUAAUAUCGUCUUGUAUACCCAACGAACGUCCCAAAAUUAACAGCGAUUGGAAAGAGCUCGGUUCACACUAAAUUAACGUAUUCUAUUUUCAAAAACUAAACUUGAACGUUAACCCAGUUUUUAUUUCUUUUGUGAACGUGAACGAUUUUUAAUUGGUUUGAUGACAAGUUAACUUUUAUAGACCAUAGUUAAGUUUUUUAUUAACAUUUUAUUUGCUAAACAUAGAAGAAAACGAAAUGCGAAUGUUGUUUGUGUAUUUAUAUAGUUCGUUCUACAAAUAAAUAAAAGAUAAUGGUACAAAUCAGAAUAUAGAAUAUAUUACAAUUAUAAAUAAUAAUAAUAAAUUGCAUGACUAAUAUAAUAUUAUAUAUUUUUUAAUUAAAUGCUAUCAUAUUCUAUCUAGUUAUUUGAGUUUUUAAUUUUAAUUUUAAAUUUGAAUGUGUUUGUCAGAUAUAAUCUAUAUUAAUAAAUAUUAAUCAUUACAGAAUGGUUUACAUUUGGUCAGUUAUAAUAUUAUUUGAUAUGAACUAAUUAGGGAAUGUUUGCAUUAUACAUUUAUAAAUAUAAACAAAAAAAAAACCUAAUAUUAAAAAAACUCACUAAAUUUUAUAAACAGAAUCAUUAAAAUAAAACCAAUAUUAAAUAUGAAUAAUUCACUUAUUAUUAUACUACACAUGCGUUAUUUCAAUUUGACGAACUUGAACUAGUUCAUUUUUAAAAGAUUUUCCCUGUCAUUACCAAACUACAAUUAUAAAUCGUCAUAUUCGUGUGUGUUUUCACAGAUAGAAAGUGGUUGAAGCAUUUUAUCAUCGGAUGCAAGUACGAUUUGCAUCGAGCGAAACAGACUAUCGACAAGUACUUCGUUGCCAGAGCGGAACAUCCGGAAUUUAUUUGUACGUUUGACUGGGAAUGGAUUUUAUUUAAUACGAAAAACGGGUAAGUUUUAAAUAUGCAGCUAUUUGUUUGAGGUACGAUAUGAUAUAAAUAAAAACCGAAUAUCUGCGAAUUAAUUAGUUUUGUUUUUAAAAUAAUAUUAUAAUAGCCAUUGUAAUAAGUUGUCUUAACUUAACGCUAUUAUUAUUGCAGUACGAUAUGCCUGUUUCCGAAAAUGACACCAGAGGCUUACCGAGUGAUGUGUAUUAGAAUGAAGCCGAUGGAGAAAGACAUGAAAGUUGACUUCAAACUCUUCUUCCAACUGUUCUUGGCCAUUCUAGACCUGCAAAUGAACAUCGAGCCAAUGCACGGAGAAAUUUUCUUGUUUGACUUAGAAAACCUUCCUAUAGGUCAAUUUAUGAAUUUACCUCCUACCAUGACCAAAAAUUGCAUCGAUUUAUGUUUCGUGAGUAUAUCGUUGAGGUUUGAUUUAUUUGCAUCGCCAUCUUGUGCCAUGGGGCAGUCCGAUAAAACCUAUGGAACAUGGAAAUUCAAAUUCCGUUUAAGCAUGUUUGACCGAACUUCGCUGAGAAUCGUAUUUUGCCUGCAAUGAUUUACCGUUGUGCACAGAUAUAAAUUUAGUAGCUUUAUAUCUCUUAAAUCCCCAAUUUCCCAUUUAUAACAGUGGCACGCCCAUCAACAGUAUAUCAGCUUUUUUUAAAAAUAAAUUUCGUUCAAUGAGAAAAUAACAUGCGAAUAGUUUGUUAAAAUUCGAUGCUUAUUAUUUCAGGAUCAAUAAUGUUAAAAACAUUUAAUUUUUUUGUAUAGAAUUCGUUCCCGGUAAGCGUGAAGGGCAUACACUACAUAAAUCCGCCGGCGUUCAUAGGCCAGCUUCUCACCUUCGUUAAAAUGUUGCUGCCGAACAAAAUUAAAACAAGAGUAAGUUGAAAUUAUAAUGAUUAUAAAUAGAAUGGUUACGUCAUGAGUCGCAUACAAAGGUUUAUACAAAAAAUAUGAAAAAAGCUAUGCAAUGUAACGUGAUCAUCUAGUUUUCAAAUUGCAAUUAUAUGAUACGCGAUUGGUAUUUUUGCGAAACGUUAUCAUCUAGAUAUUAAUAUAUUCCGCCGGAGGCGCUACUUUGCAGAGAAUAAAUGUUGCAUUUUGUGGACCGUCCUACUGUAGGAUUUACACCGUAGCAUAACCAUAUAACUCUUUUGAAAUUAAUCAUAUAAACCGUGGUUAAAAUUCAUUGUGAUCAAUCCUCGAUAAGACACUCAUUAUUUCGGAAAGUGUUUUCUUUUUUCAGAUAUUUUCGGACAAUUUAAAAAACAAGCAGCUCUAUAAUGUUAUAUUUCCAUUCAUUUUUCUCAUCCUUAUUUUAAAGGUGAAACCACUAUACAAUUAUUACUAAACUAGCAUUAAUAUUCCUAGUGAGCGUUCUUGCCUCUGUAUAUAGCUCUGAUGAACACAGUGAUCUAAUUCACUAAACACCAUAAACGGUUCUUCUAAAACAAGAAACGCGAAAAUUGCUAAUAACAAAAUAAAAUUACACUGGCCUCUAAAAUUUCAUCACAAUAAUUAACAAUUUAAAUUUAAAUAUUACAACUAUAGUUUGAUUAAAUGACGAUAAUAAGAUGACGUUUUAUAAUAAUUACUAAUUGUAAUCGUAAUAUGAAAGUAUGAUGUACAGCUGUGUUAAAGUAAAAAUUUUGAACGAAUCCAUGAGUGAAUGCAUUCAUUUUAAAAUCGAACGUGAAUUUAAACUGGUUGCUACCAUGCAUUUUUCGACUAAAUACGUAAAAAUAAUUAUUAUCAAACUCCAAGCUUUAGUAUCCUUAUCAGUUAGGGAUUGGUUAGGUCAUUUUCUUAGUUGUUUUCAUGAGAAAACAAUGAAAAAACACGGAAAGCGCAGGAAAACGGGAAAAUAGAUACGAAAUUAAACAAAUAUUCUUCUUUUCUUUUUGGGUAUUAACGACCAUUAGGACCAACCCGUCAAACAAUCAAUCCUCCAAGUCUCUCUGUCAGCUGCUUUUGUUUUCCAAUCUGGGCCUCCAUACAAUGACUCUAUGUCUCUUUUAUUACCUCUUUCCAUCUUAAAUGGGGUCGUCUAGGAAGUAUUUUCCCUUGAUAGUAAUCACAACCUCGUUAUAAUAGAAACCACAUUAGGCCUAAAAAAGAAAUCAAACAAUUAAAACGCGAUAAAAAGAUGAUACCUACGUAGACAAACUAAAAAAUGAAGAAACGAAAUACAACUAUAACAAAGAAGUAAAUUAUAAGUUAAGAGAAACACGCAUACGGAAACAAAAUUCGAUUUUUGAAAUAAAUAACGAAUGGGAAUCAUUAAAGUAAGCAGUCACAAAUACGGCAGAAAAUAGGAUAGCGAACCAAUGGAAAAAUCAUAUAGAACUUAUAAAAGAACGAAGGAUAUACAAAAAUGGAACAAAUCAUGAAGAUAAAUAGUCCUGAAGGAACUCAAAAGAAAUAAGGCGCCUGGCAUAGAUAACUCAAUUGAAGGAUUACGAAAUAAUCUUGAUGGAUAUAGUUAGAAUGUUUUGUUUAAAAUAAUAUCAAAAGCAUAUAGGACUAGGGUGCUUCUAUAAUACGUUAUAAUACCAAAACCAAAAAAGAAAAACCAGAGAAAUGGCUUUGGGAGCUGCUUGUUUCAUAAAUUAUCCAAAAAAAAAAUAAUAAUUUUAGAAAUAAUAAGUUUUUUAUCCAGGAUGUAAACAGUAGUACAAAAAUAUAAUAAUAUCUACCAUAAAAACAAACCACAAAUGCAUAUGGUUUUUUUUAAACAUAUAAUUACUAGUAAAAUAUCAUUAAUGUCGUGUAUUUUCUACACAUAGGUAUACGUCCAUCAAACGCUGGAAAGCCUUUAUCAAUUCAUUCCAAAAGACGUGCUGCCGGAUAAAUAUGGUGGUACCGCCGGAGAUAUCGAAAAAUUUGAAGGCUAGUAUAUAAUGUUAUACUUUGAAAUAUUAUAAAUUAACAUUACCGUCAAACCACUCUCUAUAUUACAUUGCCACGAGAAUUCAUUUUUCUUUAAAAUUAUUGUAUAAGUCAUGAUUUACCCUUAACAUUUAUAGUAUAUACAAUUUGAUUAAGAACUGCACCUCCAAUACGAAUCGAAAUUAAAGGCGGUGUGUAUUUAUUUGCUAUUGUAUACAUUUAACCGUAAUAAUUUUGCAAUAAACUAAUUUCACUACCUGUCUACAUGUCUAUGUAUCUAAAUAUUAUCUAACGCAAUACAAUGUAAUAUAUUUCGCCGGAUGUUGUGAUUAUAAUUAACAUUUGUUUUUGUAUCGUUUCAGACAAAUGGUUUGAUUAUGGUAAGGCCAACACUGGAUGGUUAGAAAACAGACAGAAAGCCGAUUUGUCCAAACGAAUCAACCGGCCAAAUUUUGGCGAACUCGGCGUGGAAGGUACAUUCAAAAAACUGGAAAUCGAUUAAAACAUAAACAAAAUAAUAUAUAAUAUACAACACAGAUAUAAAACAUUAAAGUUCAUAUUUUAGCAUAAUAUAAGUUUAAAUAACAACUUAAAUAAUAAUUUAAAUCGUCGUGUUUUAUGUUUUUGUAUUUUUAAAUGUAUACCAUAAACAGAGGCUCAGAGUGGAAUGAGGACUAGAAAAUUAUUUUUUUAUUAAACAGCUGGUUUUUUAUUUUUCAAAUUGACAUAUUACUUUUAUUAUGUUUACUUUACUGUAUUUAUUAUAUUCAGCGUUUAUCGCGUAAGCCGAGAAGUAAAACAUGCUAUCCUGGAUAUAUAGAUAAGUGUAAGAAUACUAACAAAUUGCUAAUACAUAAUUUUUUUUUUUUAUUUCCAUACUGGCCACGGCCCAAAGUACAGAUGAUUAUUAUAAGAAUUAAAUAAAAUAUGAAUAUACCUAAACUAGCAUAGGUACUAGAAAAAAAACCAAAGUGCAAAAAGACGUCCUAGGAUAAUGUGUACGGGUGCAGCUACUGUUACAGAUACUUUAAUGUAUAUCUGUAAGCAACGAUAAACCAUUGAAAAAAC